AUGAACGUUUGCGUGGUGGUUUCGAAAUGUCUUAUUGUAUUGCUAACGGUUGGCUACUGUAGUGCUGGUAAGUAAAUUUUCGAUUUUGUUGUAGUAUUAUAUUGUGGUAGGUUGAUUAGUAUAUUGUAGUAGGUUGUUUAUUAUUUUGUACUUGAUUGAUCAUUAUAUAGUAGAUUGUUUACUAAAUCGUAGUAUAUUGUUUAUUAGCGUCUAUUUGUUUGUUCAAAUAAUUAUGUGCCCCAUCUCAAAGCAAAUUUUCGGGGCCAGGAGACACAGAGUCAUUUGGACAACCUAAUAGUAGAUUGGUUAUUAUAUUGUAGUAGAUGGUUGAUCAUUGACUAUUGCUAUCUUAUAGCAGUAGCAGUAGAUUUUGACUUAAAAAACGCAAAAACUUUGUUUACAAACCCAACUUUUUAUUUAUUUUUCAUGAUUUUCAUUUUCAACAAAUUUAGGCUUCCUCAUAUUUUUUAUGAUAACUACUGUACGUCAUACUGUAACUUCUCAAAAUUUAGCGGCAACAUAGCUACUAAUAUACUAAAUUAAUGCGUGUUACAAAAAUCUUAAAAAACGCAAAAACUUUCUUUACAGUCAUUUUUUUUCUCUUGCACCCAAGCGGAUUCAAACCCGGCUGACAUUUUUAUUCAUAACUACUACAGUUCUUACUGUAAUUUUAUGAAACUGUGUCAUAAUAUAAUGUAUACUAUUGUUAAUCUUUUCAUAUUCCUCAAAUUUUACAAGACUGGCAAAAACUGCCUUUACACCCUUAUUUUUGUCCCAUGAACGCAUACGGAUUCGAACCAAAAUGACUUUUUAGAUUCAUAACUACUGUAGUUCUUACUGUAACUUUUGAAAUGUUGGCAUAGAGGAACUAAAAGUAAAUCAUAAAAAACUAAAAAUUUUCAAAAACUCAGCAAGAACUUUCUUUAAAUCUCAAUUUUUGUCUCUUGCAGCCAAGCGGAUUCGAACCCUGCUGAUCUUUUAGAUUAACUACUGUAGUUCUUAUUGUAAUUUUUUGAAAAUUUAACAAAAUUACAUUGCCAGUGUUGUAAUAGAUUUAUAUUUUUCAAACUUAAGCAAGAACUUUCUUUACAGCCUUAAACUUUUGCCAAAAUUUCUCACCUCGAACUUUUUGCAAAAACUUUCUUUCCAGGCGAAUUUUCAUCCGACGGUGUGUCGAAUGGUGAAUUCUCGCUCUACAUUGGUCGAUUUUCGUAUUACGUGCGCAAAGGCAACGACAAAUAUCAAGGACCGGACAAGUUCAAGCCCGCUGUCAAAGAGCUUGCCGCCGGCUACACUGGUCCGGCCGUCUUCUACGCUUUCGAGGAAGGAGGCAAGAGCAAAGCCAUUGACUAUUUGAAUAACAAAGUGACAGAAAAAGACCCAUCGGACACCAGGAAAUUGCAGGAUUGGGCUAGGGAUGUGGCACCAUUUGAAUGA
Molecule: messenger RNA, 1437 nt
Organism: Bursaphelenchus okinawaensis
Lineage: Eukaryota; Metazoa; Nematoda; Chromadorea; Rhabditida; Aphelenchoididae
Source: the annotation of a GenBank genome assembly